UUAUCAUUUCCCAACUCGAUCGACAAGGAUGGACAAUGUUGAGCUGUUUUGUUGAGAGAAAAGUACGGUCUACCUGAAAAAGUUCCAUUGAUAGAUAUGUCAGGUAGCGAACAAGAGGGCAAAGGAGAAGCCAAAAUGGUUUCAAUCCCCUUGUCGUCCGACGAGGAGACACCAGUAGUUUACUUUGAAUUGUCUCUCUAUAAGGUACUUGGACAAUACAUAGAAAAUUUGAUGUCUGCAUCAAGUGUAUUUCAACCAGCCAACCCUGACAGCAAGAAAAGGUAUGAACAGCAUUCAGUAUUUUGUCAUCAGCAUUGUUUGCCUGUGCAGUUUUAAUAAACAAUUAGAUUAUGAGC
Orbicella faveolata is the source of this 356-nucleotide messenger RNA. RefSeq lists its product as uncharacterized. Gene Ontology annotation, cellular component: trans-Golgi network. Lineage: Eukaryota; Metazoa; Cnidaria; Anthozoa; Scleractinia; Merulinidae. The record is from RefSeq and is a predicted model, not a curated record.